Messenger RNA from Carlito syrichta (Philippine tarsier), 939 nucleotides. RefSeq names its product HLA class II histocompatibility antigen, DRB1-1 beta chain-like. Lineage: Eukaryota; Metazoa; Chordata; Mammalia; Primates; Tarsiidae. The transcript has 6 exons. The coding region runs from base 79 to 852 and encodes 257 amino acids. Gene Ontology annotation, biological process: immune response; peptide antigen assembly with MHC class II protein complex; antigen processing and presentation of exogenous peptide antigen via MHC class II. Gene Ontology annotation, molecular function: MHC class II protein complex binding. The record is from RefSeq and is a predicted model, not a curated record. Gene Ontology annotation, cellular component: late endosome membrane; lysosomal membrane; MHC class II protein complex.
GAGACUUGUCUGCUCCUUUAACACUUGGUCCUCUCCUGUUCUCCAAUUGGUGUGCCUGUGGUUCCCUGAGGCACUUGCAUGGCAGCUCUGACAGUGAUACUAAUGGUGCUGAGCCUUCCUCUGGCUAUGGCUAGGGACACCCGCUGUAAGUUUACACAGUGGCAAGUAAAAUUUGUGUGUCCUUUCUCCAACGGGACGGAGCGGUUGCGGUUUGUGCACAGAAGCAUCUAUAACCGACAGGAGUGCAUCGGCUUCGACAGCGACGUGGGGGAGUUCCCGGCGGCCGUGGCAGAGCCGGGGCGGCCAGAGGCCGAGUCCUGGCACCGACGGAAGGAUCUCUUGGAUGACGAGCGGGCCGCGGGGGACACGUACUGCAGACAAAACUACAAGAUUUUUGAUAGAUUCCGUGUGCCGCGGAGAGUUCAGCCUAAGGUGACUGUGUAUCCUGCAAAGACCCAGACCCUGCAACACCACAACCUCCUGGUCUGCUCUGUGAGUGGUUUCUAUCCAGGCAACAUCGAAGUCAGGUGGUUCCGGAACGGCCAGGAAGAGGAGGCUGGGGUAAUCUCCACAGGCCUGAUCCAGAAUGGAGACUGGACCUACCAGAUCCUGGUGAUGCUUGAAACAGUUCCUCUGAGUGGAGAGGUUUACAGCUGUGAAGUGGGGCACCCAAGCCUGAUGAGCCCUGACACAGUGGAAUGGAGGGCACUGUCUGAGUCUGCACAGAGCAAGAUGCUGAGUGGAAUAGGGAACUUUGUGCUUGGCCUGCUCUUCCUUGGAAUAGGGCUAUUUAUCUACCUCAGGAAUCAGAAAGGGCACUCUAGACUUCUGACAACAGGACUCCUGAGCUGAAGUGUGGAUGACAGUACUCAAGGAGAAACCUUCUGUCUCAGCUUCUCAGCAUGAAAAGCUUUCCCACUAGACUCUUAUUCUUUCUCA